AUGAAGGGCACGACGGUAGCUAUCCUCCCAGCAAACUUCAAACCACAUCAAGUCGACUUCGAUGGCUACGAUACCUCACCGACAAAGCCCUUGCUGCGCUCACGAUGGUCAAGACCUGCCAAGACUGCCAUAGCUUUCUUCAUUUUCGCAGCUCUGGGAGUAAUAACGCUAACAACCGAGAUGCAAGUUCUACCACGUUGGGCUAAUUUGGACCCAAAAUGCAGCCCCGUCACAGUCGACGCCACCACCGUCAACUACCGCUCCAACCACCGAUUCUACGCUAUGAUCAAGGAUAUGAAGGCACUGAGUCCACCAACUUUUCGAGGCAAGCACGAGGCAUUAUGCACCGAUAAAAACAUCGAAGAGCGCAAAUUUCAGUACUGCCUUCCAAUCACGAGCCAGGAGGAUCCAGUCUUCUGUGCUGGCGCAGAUCGGAUCGAUCUACUGGUUCACCAAUCACCACUGACAUUGUGUCGUGCGAGUGUAAUGAACUUGCUAUUAACGGAUGUGUACGAGGAGUUGGAGGCGGCCGGUGUGUCUCCUAGCGUCAAUUUUACCUCGAAGGGCGGAUGGAUCGCUGAUAGUAUGUCAUUAUUGGGUAUCUCUACCAUCACAUACAGCAGUAAUGUCACUCGUGGUGGCACGCUGGAUAUCGCUUUACGGAAGAAAGGGUACCAUCUUUUCCAAGAUGUUGGCGGUUGGCGGGUAUGUGUAGCACCUACACACCCGCUGGCAUCGCACAUGUAUGAUCCGGACCGUACGAUGACAACCUCGGGUAACUCCGUGCUACACAUCGAUCUUGCCAAGGCAACAAGUACAGAUAAUGCUGUACCAAAGUCGACUACGACUACCGUCAGCACGGAUAGUGACUGCUCACCCGAUACGGUAGACUUGAAGAGCAUCGAGUUGAGUGCAAACAACCGCUUCUACGCGAUGUUGCAGACGAUGGAAGUACUCCCAUCUCCAGUUUUCCAGGGCGAUCACACGGAACUCUGUAGUGAUCACAACCGCAGAGAUCGUGGAUAUCGCUAUUGUCUGCCCAUUUCCGGACGCAAAGCCUCCAACUUUUGUGCUGGCACUGACCGGAUGGAGCUACUCGCUCAUCCGACGACAGCAAAUCGAUGCUACGCCAGUGUUCUGCACAUGCUCCUUACCGACGUUUACGAUGAGCUUCAAGCUACCGGAUCUGACCCCAUUCUGACGUUUGGGACUCUCUUAGGAGCCAUUCGCAACGGGUCAAUGAUUCCGUUCACUGAAGACGUCGACAUCGCGUACUCGGGGACGAUCACCGGCAACGGAGCACUGAAUGAUGCACUAUGGAAGAAAGGUUAUCAUCUUUUCGAUUAUGGUAUCUGGCGUGUAUGUGUCGCUCCGACUCAUCCGCUUGCAUCCGUGUUGUAUGAUCCAGAAGCGCCAAUAGUCCAAGAGUACGAAGUUCCGUACGUGGAUUUGUACAAAAUGAAUACUCAGAACGGUGGCAAAUUCUGGAAGAUGCAGGAGGCUAAGGAAAGGAUCCCUACAGAUCGAGUCGAACCGUUCUCGCAAGUCACGCUCAACGGUUUAUCUUUUGAUACGCUGCACGAUCCGAAUUAUUUCCUCACGCAGGAGUACGGUAGUGACUACUUGAAGCCAAAGCCGCGUAAGCCUGAAGACGCGUUCCCAGAUGAGAUAGAGGAAGUCGAAACUCGACGAAGCCGUCGACUUGUCCACGGCAGCAAAGGAUUUCGGAGCGAUGACAAUAUUUUGUUAGAAGAUCAAGAAGAAGCACCGUAA
This is a messenger RNA of Phytophthora nicotianae INRA-310, 1773 nucleotides long. RefSeq lists its product as hypothetical. The record is from RefSeq and is a predicted model, not a curated record. The transcript has a single exon. Bases 1 to 1773 code for a protein of 590 amino acids. NCBI's taxonomy places the organism in Eukaryota, Oomycota, Peronosporomycetes, Peronosporales, Peronosporaceae.